Messenger RNA from Camelus dromedarius (Arabian camel), 3774 nucleotides. RefSeq names its product cAMP responsive element binding protein like 2 (gene CREBL2). Gene Ontology annotation, molecular function: DNA-binding transcription factor activity. The transcript is spliced from 4 exons. Gene Ontology annotation, biological process: regulation of DNA-templated transcription. The record is from RefSeq and is a predicted model, not a curated record. NCBI's taxonomy places the organism in Eukaryota, Metazoa, Chordata, Mammalia, Artiodactyla, Camelidae. Gene Ontology annotation, cellular component: nucleus. Bases 307 to 669 code for a protein of 120 amino acids.
CCGGGCUGGGCCGCUCUCCAGGGCGUCUGUAAACACAGCGAGAGACUGUCAUGGAGGGGGAGGAGGAGGCGGCGGCGGCGGCGAAGGGAGGCGUUCUGGGCCGCCUCCAGGGUCCACUCUGCCAUUCUUGAACUGGUCCCUCGUCCCCGUGACUGUGGCAUCAAGGAAGCGAACUGUUAGGCGAGAGGAGGCAGUCAGAACCAUAUCCCCUUCUUCCCCUGGGGCGGGGCCGGGCCGGGCCAGGCCGGCUGAGCCGGGGGAGGGCCGGGGGAGGGAGCGCCCGGCCGGGCCGGCCUGUCUGCCGAGAUGGAUGACAGUAAGGUGGUUGGAGGCAAAGUGAAGAAACCGGGCAAACGUGGCCGGAAGCCAGCCAAAAUCGACUUGAAAGCAAAGCUUGAGAGGAGCCGGCAGAGUGCAAGAGAGUGCCGGGCCAGAAAAAAACUGAGAUAUCAGUAUUUGGAAGAGUUGGUGUCCAGUCGGGAAAGAGCCAUUUGUGCCCUCAGAGAGGAACUGGAAAUGUACAAGCAGUGGUGCAUGGCAAUGGACCAAGGAAAAAUCCCUUCUGAAAUAAAGGCCCUACUCACUGGAGAAGAGCAGAACAAAUCGCAGCAGAACUCAGGCAGGCACGUGAAAGCUGGGAAGACAGACGCUGACAGCAAUUCCUGGUGAAGAUCAUAUAAAAUGAUGAGUCAGUGAUUGAAACCAAUAUUCUGAUUCCUAUGGAGGGUGAAUGGGCAGGAUUGUACUUCUUGGCUCCAUUUACUACCUGCUGCUCAGUAGUCAUCUCUGUAAAUCUGCAGUUUCUACCAAAGUGUGUGAUCAUAGAUCUCAAAGGAUUUCGCUUUAAUUUUCAACACAUAGAAAAUUUACAAACAUUCAGACCUGUUCUGGUUGGUAUUGCCACCCAUGGCAUUUAACAUGUUGCAAUGCUUGAAAGCACAGGAGUAGAGAGAAUGGGUGAAGACUGUAUUUUUGCACCUCAACUCCACAUUGCUUAAUUGGUUAAUUUAUAUUCUUUCCAUGUAAUUCACGUAAUUGUAUGUGUACGUGUGUUUAGAUGUCACUUCCUUUCAUGGUUUUGAUUGCCCUACAGAGAGAAACCAAAUGGGCUUACUGACUGUAAGUUCUCAGCCUUUAUGGACCUAAUCUUAUUUCCUUACAUUUACUUGAGUCAUGUUUAUUUUCUGCACGAACCAUAAUUUCUCCUGUGAGCCAUUCCAGCAUAAGCUGUGAAUAUGUAUUAACAAAUAGAAACAUUUCUAUUUUUAUAAUCCAUAGUGAUAUGCCUGUUUCAAAAGAUAUACACAUUAACAAAAUCCAUCAAGAAAGCCCUUAAGACAGCUUCUGUUUAAAAGUUAUGUUGCUGUUUUCUCAAACUGUAUUGAUAAAGUUUGCUAGGGCCUAAUCCAUACUUAGAGAAUAAUUAGUCAAGUUUUAUUUUUAAACAAGAGGUAACCUGCUAGGCAUUUCAGCAGCAUAUAUCAUUUUAACAACCCAGAGUAUAUAUGUGUGUAUGUGUUUCUGUUAUGUAUUCUUAUAUGUAUAUGGGAAGGGCAGGAGUGAAUGUUCACACACAUUUUGUUGUGUAGUCAACUAACGUGGAGAAUUUUUCUAAAGAAAAUGGGGUAAAAUUAGCUGCUGAUUUGGAGUUUCUGCCUCAAGAUCUAGAGCAAAAUGAGGGACAAAUUGUUGGUAGAUCUAAGGCAGUAGCCAUAACCAGAAUACUUAGUUUCUUCCCUGACUAGAGUUUCCUUAUGAAUGUGUUCUGAGCCAGAAAGAAACACACCGUGGGUGUGCGUCCGGUUCAGCCCUGGCUGUGCCUCCACUCUGGAGUGAAGCAAUGGGAGCCAGAGUCGUACACAGCACAGCUGCCAGUGGGCCUGGAGGAGGUCCCCAGGGCGGAGGCGUUCUUUCCGGUUCCCAUCACGGCUACCUUUACUUUCUUCCUGGCCACCACAUGGAGUGAUGGCUGAGGAAUCACGCUCAUAAUAUGCUACACUCAGAUCUGGGAAUCUUUCAGUUUCCCCAUUGAAACACUUUAUCACUCUUCUCUUUCCCAUGUUAAAUCAGGAGUUGUGUUCUUUGUUGCUGCUAACUUAAUAUUUGUUCAUUGCUCUAAUGAAGCAAACAUUUAGCUUCCAAACAAAAUGUGUUUUGUUAUGAAAUAGCAGUUGAAGAGGAGGCAUUGUAGUCUAGAUUGUGAGGUGGAACAUGAGAUGGACCACGUAGUUUCAGAUGACAAGGUACUUCCCCCCUUCUCCUAGUUCAAAUUCAUGCAUUUGAAUUAAGUGCCUCCCCUUAGCCUGAGGUCCUAAACAUCCUUGUGCUUUGGUUGCACUCAGAUCGCUAGUCUAGUCCUGUGUGACAGCUGGUAUACCACUAGCCCAGUCUGCUGGGUCUCUGUGUUUUGGAGGACUGGGGGGUUUAUGAGUAUUUAAUGUCUUCUUAGGAUCACAAAUAUAGAUAGAUUAAAGACUGUUAAUAUUCAGGCCUUCAGAAUUUAAGUGUUUUAAAUAUAGCGUUCAGAUUAUAAUGGGUAUGUUUUUGCCAUCUGGUCUAUUCAAAUGUAUAUUUUUAUUUUGCAAAACAACCCAAGACUUACUGUAUGUUGCUUUGUUCAGUACCUUUUGAUUCCCCAGAAGAGUUGUUUUCAAAGCAAACAUUCCAAAUGAAUGUGGCUCUUCAAUGGAAUGUCCCCAAUUGUGCUUGAGGUGUUUCUUCUCUGGUUGUGACCUUAAAUUACAGGCUCAUUUGAGCUACUCCCCUCUCCCUAGUAUCUUUGCAAGAGCAAUGACUUUGUCCUCAGGUAGAGGAUAUGUAAUUAGAGGUGAAAGUAAAUUACAAUCUGAGUUUAUUCCUAAACCUAUCUAUUUGGUAUUCUGGAGAUCAAACCAAGAGCAAGUUCCUUGGUUUUAAAAAGGAAUGUUCUGAUUGUUUGGGGUAUUGUGCUGGCUGCACGCUUUGGGCACUUCAAGCAUGCUAAUAAAUGUCACUGGUUAAAACAGCUAGAGCAUUUCUUUCCCCCAUUCCAGUUAGAGAGCAGCAUAUUGAAAUCCUCGCAUCUCUCACCUAUGUAACAACAGCGUUCAGGCUGAGAGAGAAGAGAAGCGGGUGGGAGAGGCAGGGAGCUGACUCCCUCUGGAUCUGUUCUGCUGUUCUCCUUGCUCUCUGAGUAGACUGAGUAAUGUUUCCUUUUUCUUUUUCCCAAAGGAAGGUAAGGGGGGGGGGGGAAAUACAUUUAUGUAUUUAAACCAGUCAUAUUCUGUCAUUAAUUUAGCAUGGACCUGCCGUAUAUUAGAGCUGAGUAUAAUAUGGAAUAAGUUUGACCAGGUCAAGUUUUAGGAUAUAGUUGAAGUUCUUAAAUAUUUUUUUUCUAUUUUAUCUAAAAUCUAAUGUAUCUAAAUCAGAAUCUGUCUUGCUGCAGCAAAUUUAUAUCACUGUCUACCAGCUAACUGACAGUAUUUAUCAGCAUCACCAUUUAGCAUUUUAUUAUAUCAUCUUUGAACUGUAAUAGGCUUGAUUUGGCUCAUUAUAAAAAGUAUAGGUUUAAACCGGAUUUAACUUUAGUUAAAAUAAAAGCUAAUAAAAUUGAAAAACAUAACUGCUGUAUUUCACAAGAAAUCAGUUGUGUAUUAUCAAUUACAUUUUUAGUUUUAAAAGAGAGGAAAAUUACUACAAAACCACAUGGUAUUUGGGGGCAUUGACGGAGUUUUUCUUUCUCUGAAGAGCAUUGUACAAUUAUAUUUUUAUGGAAAAUAAAAUGGCUUCACCAGA